GCGCUGCCUUUCGCUCUGACCCCGAGCGGCCGCCGUAGCUGCGGCUCUUUGGCGCUGACGCGGAGCCGAGUUUGAAAUACCGAAGCCCCGAAAAGACGAAAAAGCGAGCGGCCGGAGGGAGAGCGUCCACCGUCCGUGAGGGAGAGGGGGAGAGUGGCAGAGGGAGAGAGGACGGCUUUGGUCUGGAAACAACGACCCCCCCCUCCUCCUCCUCCUCCCCACUGGGCGCUUUGUUCCCGGUUCUGAGGGUCAGUGAAAAGUUGCCAAAAGGUGCUGCGGCAAAUUUCGUAACCGGAGGACUUUAUUGAGAAGUUAAGAAGAAAAUCUUCAAGGAUAUUUGAACCACUGAAGAUGCCACAUAGAUGCUCAAGGCAAGGAAAAGAAGAUGGCACAGUAAAGAAUUGUUUCAUUUCUGGCAAGAUAUUUUACCUGGAUCUUCCAAAUAAUAAGAACACAAAAUUCCUGGAGGAUGCGGUGAAGAAAAGGGGAGGGACAAUAGAAAGUUUUCUCAGUAAAGAAGUGAGUUACGUGAUUUCCAACAGCAAGGAGGCAAAGCUUGGAAGUAAAUCAGUCAAUUUGGCACCUGUUCCAAACAGGGAAUACUUGAAAAACAACCAAGCUGGUACCCCUCAGUCUGUCAAUCCGAGAGAUGGCCAGAUGAUGCAGAUCAGCAGGGGAAAGCGACUACUUGAAACAGUGAUCAGGAACAAUGAAUGUAGUGGUGGUAACAGUAUUUUGGCCAAUGCGCGUUCCUGGGGAGUGAAAAUCCUACAUCUUGAUGAUCUACUGGCAUAUUUUGAAAAAAGGGGUGUUAAAUUACUAAAUGCCAAUAGAAAAACUGAGGGAAAUGGUCAUUCACCUAAAUCCAUCUGCAAGAAUACAAAAGUGGGAAAACUAAAACAACCUUUUCUUAAAAUCGAAGAUUCUAGUCGACACUUUAGACCCCUCUACCAGCAAUAUAUCAGCUAUCCAGAACUGAACUACAAAUCUCGAAGAGGAUUUAGUGCAUUUGAUCCUCUGAAGAAAUCUAAGAAUGAACAUCAGGAGCAAGAAAAGAGCAAAAUUAGGGACUGUAGAAUGACCAACAGUGAAGGAGAUGUAGAAACCAUCACAAAACCGGCAGCAGCACAAAUAGAAAAAAAACGACAGCGAUUCUGUGAAUGUUGCCAUGUGACGUUCUAUGACCUUGUUGAGCAUCUUAUCUCUAAACAGCAUCAAGACUUUGCCAGUGAUCCUUCUCAUUUCACAGCCCUUGAUGAUAUUGUGGCACAAUUAGAAAAUGAAUUUGUAGAGUACCAAAGCGAUGGAUGCACCGAACGAUCCAUGAAGUCUACUUCAAGUUCUGGAAUUUCACUAUCCAAAAUGUACAUGGAAUCGUUGCAGGCUGUUAAUGACCUUGUCCUUGAAGGAAAAAAACUUUCAUUUGAGUCUCUAGCUGCAAGCCAACAGAUAAAUUUCUCUGUGGAUAAUCUGGAAAGAAUUGAUGGGAAUGGUCAGAAUUCAAAGGUGCAUCACAUGAAAGCUGACAAAACAAAGGGUGAGCUCACCCAAGGAAGAUUGGAACUUAAUGGACACAGAUCCUGUCCCCUGCAGCAGGAUCAUGAACUGGCAUCUUUGAGCUCUUUGAAUCAAAUAGCUGUAUAUUCUAAACAGUUAGUGGUGAAAUCCCCAAAUUGUAGUUCAUUAGAUUUCAACACAGGAAUACCAACAGAGAGAGCAGUCAGCUACACGCCCAAUGAACAAAUGGAUGCUGGAGAUGCUUUGGUGCAAAAAGUUUCAUAUUGUGCCGGCGAGGAAAUCUCAGAAAGCUGCCAUCGAGAUGAACAGAGGCAUAUGAAAUCUGAAGAAAUUCCAUGUUCUGUUGAGGCCAUUCCUGAGUCGUGGGAGGUUGAUUGUGAUAUAGUUACUACAGAUAACAACUGUAGUUUCAAAAAACGCAAACACUCUGACGACACCAGUUCACCAAUCAAGAGGAGCCCAAGAUGCAGAUUAGAUGAUUUGACUGGCGUAUGCAAUUGUUUCUCUUUCAGCAAAAAUAUCAAUUGUUACUUCAAUGAACAUAUUUUCCAACCACAUGCUGAACUGCUUUAUUUAUCUGAUCUGGAUAAAAUCUUUACUUCUCAUACUUGUGUUGAGCAAACAAUGUUUCCUUCUGCAUGUUCUAAGAACAUCUCCAUGGGCGAGCAUUUUGAUUUGUCUGCCAAGCUUAACUUACACAGACCUUUGACUAGUAAAGAAAGCCUAUCAGACUAUCAAAGCAGCAGGGCCAAAAAUGAAUGUGAAAACUUGGGGAAGUCGCAAAGAGUUGUUUGGGCUUGUGAAGAGAAACCAAGCAAAUGCUACCACUUACCAAACACUACCUCUACAGUUAGUCAGGAGGUAAAAGAAGAAAUUUGGCUUAAUCAACCCAGGGAAACUCAUGACAAAGAGCAAAAGGCAAUUCCUUUAAGCAGUGCAACAUUUCAGGCUGACAGAGAAUUGCUGCCAGCUCUUCAGAAUACAGAAAGUUUAGCAUCUCAAAACAACCAAGUUGGCCUUAGUGAUGAAACUGCGCUUAAGGCUGAAGCUGAAAUUCAAAUAAUAAAUGAGAAAAUUGCACACUCAAAUGUAGCGGGAAAUACUAUAAUGCAUCUGUUUUCUUCCUUUGAAACCAACACACACAAAACUUUAGGAUCUGAUACUUUCUCAAGUACACAAACUAAUUUUCAAGUGGAUGAAAGUAGAUGUGAAAAUUCUGUCAACCAAACUAACCUUUGUCAUUCCUCCUUUAAAAGUAACAUAUUUCACACAGAUACAUUUUCAUCAGAAUCUGAAUGGGAUAUUCAGUUGUCUUCAAAACUUGGCAAUAUACAAGCCAAUGCCAAAGACCAAUCUGUUGACUUGGAACUCUUGAGAAAGACUUGUGUUAAUGUGAAAGAUGCAAAGUAUGAGACUCAAUUAUACUCUGUAUUAAAGGACAAAGCUGAAGUAGACAGGAUCAACAAAGUAGAGAAAGAUCUAGCAAGCUGUCAAGCUAAAACAAAUACACCACGGUAUUUAACACUUGUACCCUAUCUGGACAGUUGCACUAAUUAAUAAUACUGUGCCAAAGUUACUUCAUAAGAUUCUAUUAACUCUUUCAUCAUACUUUAUAAAUUGUAAAUGAUUUUACUUUUGAGAGCUAAUGGGUUCCGAAACCACAUUACAACACUGGAAUGUUGCGAGUCCUAGAUUAAUACAUUAGUUCUGAUUGAGUUUCUGCUCCAAUUUCACCCUGGGUUAAUAAAUGGAGUACAGUAGAUUAAGUAGUGUAUGUUACUCCACAAUUAGCUGUGGUAUGUCUUACUUUCUUAAGAGGGAGGGCUUUUACCCCACCUUUAUGCAAUCUCCCUUUUCCCUUCCCAACUACUAUGAUUUUCAUUCGCCUACACAGUAAGAACAAAAUAAAAUCUAAAUAUUCUUAAGAAACCAGCAUCUAUAUUAGCUGUACAAUGGUAUAUCCAGUUCAUUGCAAUUUUCCAUCAAGUGAAAGAAUGCUUUGUGCCCACAGUUCUGUAUAUAAUCAGUAGAAAAGCUAAGUUCUCCUCCCCACCCGCAAAGGAAAUGUUGACCCUUCUUUACCUUUAGUUCUUGUCCAGAUCCUAACAAAACUUUUAGGUGGGAUUGGUAUAAGUCCAGGAGCAGGUUGUGGGCUUAUUGUCUGUCUGAGAAUAAUAUGGCAGAAGUUAACAUCAUAUGUGCUCAGCAUUAUCUACAAAAGUGCUCUUUCUCCUCAGUAGCUCAUGAGCAUAAGCAAUCACCCUUGGGAGAGUGUGUUAAAUAUGUUAAUUAGUGAGAUGAUGUUGGCAGCUUUUUGAAGCAACAGUAUAAGGUAUUCUGCACAGCAAAUGAACCCACCCAGUUGUAUUUUAUAUGAGUGAAAUGGCUUAUUGUGACUGCUAGCAGUCUUGUUCUUUAUUGUUGUUGAGCCAGUUCUACAAAUGCUAUUCUAAAAUCAUUAGCAUUUACUAGUUAUAGGUAUUCUAAAAAGUGACCAUCCUGCAGCAUUCUAUCCAUUUUCUAUAUUGAAGAACAAUCUAAGGAAGGGAUGUGUGUUAAAUUUGCGUUUGCUAAUUCCAUUUACUAAACACAUAUUACAGUGCAAGUAUAUGUUAGGCAAGAUUAGGCACAACCCCACUUAAUUUAUGAACAAGAAAGAGGCAUAAGUAUUUCAGUUAUUACUUUGUCAUUCUGAAAAAAAUCGGUAUCUGUUUGGGAGAUGCUGGAUAUUUCAUAUAUUGUGCCCCAUAAACCUUGUGUUUUGGUUCUCCACUCAGCCAGAUGUCAUUUAGCCAACUAUGAUAUGAAUGAACAUCUCCAUCGACCAAGUGCAUGUUAAAUUCUUUGCCUUACUGUUGGCUCUCUUGACUCAGACACUGCCUAAUCGCUAUGUCUGUUAGGAACGGAUGGGAGUUUGUGCUAUUUCCAUUUGUGUAAAGGAGAUCAGAUGUGGUGAGGAGUUCUAUCGGGACUGAUUUGUAGAAUUUGUUUUAUUAAAAGUGUUCAUUCUCUUCCUAUUCCUCAACCAAAAACACACAAGUACACUUAUUAUACAGUUUACAUCUGGCAUGUAAACUCUUAUGAACUCUUAGCACUCACAUUCAAUUAGAUAUCUAGUUUAGUCUAAGUCUAUUAGGUUAAAAGAUGUUAGCAUGUUUCAGCAAUUAAUUUGAAACCUUUGAUCUCUAGUAAACCUAAAGGAGCAAUAGCAGUAAAUCUGUUGUUAUAGCUCUAUCUCCAAAAUUCUGUCAAUUAAAUAUUUUUGUUUAAAGUAGCACUUGCUGCUUUUCUGAUGUUGGCAUUUUGAAUGUGAGCAAGGUAAACAGAUUGCAUUUGCAGUUCCUGAUCUUAAUUAUCCAGGCUAUGUGGUAUAGAGAGAGAUACAAAAAUAUGCUGGAUUAGAUUGCGUGCACUGAGUAAACCAAUCUUCAAAAAAUAAUUUUGAUGCAUUAUCCUCAUCUUUCAGAUUUUUUAAAUGUUUUUUUUUGUUGGUAUUACUUAAAAAUUGUUCAAACUUGACAUUGCAUUAAUACCAGCCUCAACGUCUCAAGUGUUUUCGGUAUUGGAAAACUCAAAAUUUUAAAGUAAUUUAGUGAACAAGUUCUGUAUUUGAUGUCAUUUUUUUGACCUAGAGUACAAAAUUGCUUCCUUGAUUUUAAUCCUCUUUUACAUAAAGUAAAGAGCUAUUACUGUCAAACAUGAGCUCUUGAAAUCUGUACAAAUGUAUAGUUUUAAUCAUGAAAUGUACACUGACUAAUAAUGUUGUGGAAAAUCAUUGAAAUAAAUGUUGAAAUACA
Molecule: messenger RNA, 5315 nt
Organism: Carcharodon carcharias (great white shark)
Lineage: Eukaryota; Metazoa; Chordata; Chondrichthyes; Lamniformes; Lamnidae
Exons: 13
Coding region: 352-3075 (907 amino acids)
Biological process (GO): positive regulation of nuclear cell cycle DNA replication; regulation of cell cycle phase transition
Cellular component (GO): Dbf4-dependent protein kinase complex; nucleus
Molecular function (GO): zinc ion binding; nucleic acid binding; protein serine/threonine kinase activator activity
Source: RefSeq, a predicted model, not a curated record